This is a messenger RNA of Brenthis ino (lesser marbled fritillary), 3711 nucleotides long. The record is from the annotation of a GenBank genome assembly. Lineage: Eukaryota; Metazoa; Arthropoda; Insecta; Lepidoptera; Nymphalidae.
AUGGUCAUCACCAGGAGCCAAGGAGACGCUGCCGAGAUGGACGCCCAGCGCCGCCCAGAGGAGCCGCACCGCUCAGAGGAGCCGCGCCGCCCUGGCACCCCCCACCGCCUAGAUCAGCGUCGUCCAGACCUGCGCCGCCCAGAGGACCUGCGCCGCCCAGAGGAUCUACGUCGCCCAGAGGAUCUGCGCCGCCCAGGGGAACAGCAACGCUUGGAAGAUCAGCAGCACAUGGAAGAACAGCAACACCUGGAAGGUCAACCCCGUGUGGAAGAUUGGAGCCAGGGAGCUAAACAAAUUGAACUGGAGCGAAGACGAAGACUGUCUCUGAAUCCACCAGCAUCACCAACCACGCCCAUGGAUACGGAGGUUGGGCUAGGGGCUACGAACGACGCCUCUGCCCCCACAACCUCUGCUGCCUACAGACCCUUGAAGACUGGAGACCGACCCCGAACCAGGUCACCAGGGCAUUCAGUGCGAUCGACGGCAAGCGUGGCUGCUAGAGUACGGCUGGCAGAACUUGAAGCUGCAGAGAAGCUUGCAGCCCUGAGGAAGAAGGAAUUGGAGAUCGAAGCUGAACUCGUCAGAAAGCGACUGGCUGCAGACAUCACCAAUAUCCAAGAGGAGCAGGAGAGCCUGCAUGAAGAGAACCUCGACCACCAACAGAAGGUGGACACAUGGCUCCGCACCAACCCCGUCAGUGCACGGGGGGAGGAGGAGGAGCAGAGAAGGAGGGGAGGGGAACAACACCUCCGGUUCAACGUUAGAGGAAGAUCACCCACUCCGACCAGAAGGAAACCAGGGAUUGAGCAUUUGGCUGAAGCCCUAGAGAAGAUGGCUAGACCCAGAAUAAGAUGCGCUGACCUACCGAUCUUUUCUGGAAUAGCCAACGAGUGGCUGUCGUUCAGAGCAGCCUAUCAAGACUCUACGAGGAUAUACCAGAUAUCAGCGAACGAGAACCUGCAGAGACUGAGGAGCUGCCUGCGGGGAGAAGCAAGAAACGUCGUAGCCGGCCUGUUACAUGCCGCUACAGAUCCUGACGUCGUGAUGAAGACCCUCGAACAGUGCUUCGGAAAGCCUGAGGUCAUCAUAGAUCAAGCUUUCCUGGAAUUAAAGAAGCUUCCGAGACCCGGAUCAUCAGCAGUAGACCUGAACAGUUUUGCAGUGAAGGUUCAAAGCGUAGUCAGCAUCCUGAACAGCAUCGGACGCCAGGGCUACCUCUACAACCCAAUGCUUGCGAGAGAGGUCUUGGACAAACUGAGUCCACACAUCAGAGCACGCUGGUGUGACUACGCCGAGGAACAUGAAGUUACACUACAACCAGAGAUUGUAGUGCUGUCUCGCUUUCUCAUGCGCGAGGCAGACCGGGCAUUGAAGCAUGCAUAUGCCCCACCUAUGAGCGUCUCAACACCUGCUGCAACCCGGAGGGAGACCAGACCCUCGAUGAACACCGGGAACCAGAGGAAGAAGAUGAGCGCCGUGUAUAACGUGACUGAAGCUGAAGAGGAACAAGUCAGCCAAUGUCCUAGCUGUGAGCAGACUCACGCACUGCCACAGUGCCCCAAGUACAAAGGGCUCUCGCUAGAUGAACGAUGGGAACUGGUGAAGGAAAAGAAGUUAUGCUUCAAGUGCAUAACUAAGAAGCACAGACGCAGCAAUUGUAAAGCGAAGCUAUGCGGUGUGAACGAGUGUCGCAGUCCACACCAUCCGACCCUGCACCGAGAGGAGAAGACACCCAAACCCUUGAUAAAUGAAACCGAAGCCGUGCUGUCGGUGGCAACCAAAGCCACUGUGUCAACUCAAUCGGUUCUUCUGAAGAUGUGCCCAGUCACCGUCGUCGGGCCACGGGGGGAGGAGAAGACCUAUGCUCUACUGGACGAAGGGGCUACCAUCACCCUCAUCGACGAGGAGCUGGCAAAGAAAAUCGGCGCCAAGGGACCUCUCACACCACUUCACAUGCACGGGGUCAACAUGACUCAGCACGAGGAAGAUAGUCAGCUGGUAACGGUACACCUGGAGGGGAAGGAUGGAAAGAGACACAAGCUUCGAGCACGAACGAUCAAGAACAUGAAGCUUCACCAGCAGUCCAUUCCCAGCGCGUUACUGAAGCAAGAGCACCUACGAGAUCUGCCAAGAGAGGAAGUGUGCUACGACCAGGCACACCCUGGCAUCCUGGUGGGGACAGACCACUGGGAGUAUAUUGUAUCCCGGGAACUACGAGUUGGAGGCCCGAAUCAACCAGCCGCCUCUAGAACACAACUCGGCUGGGUGGUACAUGGAACAGCACCACGCAGCGUAAUCCAUAACCAGGAUGGCGUUCUUCAUGUCUUCACUGUCGAACCUGGUGGAGGCUUGAAGAAGCAGCAAGAUCAACGCCUUCAUGACCUGGUGGAGGAACAUUUUCGGAUCGACGCGCUCGGCAUCGCUCACAAGUCACGGGUGAGCGAGGUGAACUCCCGGGCAACAAAGAUCGUCGAGCAAACCUUAAAGAAGGUCGAAGGUGGAUACCAGGUGGGAUUGCCCUGGAAACAAGACGACAUUAAGAUGCCGCCUAGUUUCGACGCAGCACUUCGCCGUCUUACGAAGAUAGAACAGAAGAUGGAUGCCGCACCUGCCUUCGCCAAAGAAUACACCAAACAGAUAGAAAACCUGCUUGCAAAAGGAUACGCUGUGCCAUGCAACGGCACGGAGCGUUCGAGCCCGUUAGAGGCACAACAGCGAUACACGUUAUUCCAGCGCGGGCUUUGGGAAGCAGCUCAACACAUCCCUCGUGGUGGUAUUAGAGACUUCAGUACGUUUAGGCAGUUACGUAUGCUAUCCACUAUUGGAGCCUCCGCUCUCCCUCCAGACCAGUUAGAUAGAUACAACCGUAUAAUCAAUGACAUGCUAGCAGUAUACAAUUCUGCGGAGAUUUGUGCGUACAAUGAACCAUUUAAAUGUGGUUUGCAUCUUCAACCUGAGCUUCAGUAUAUUAUGUCACACUCGCGGGACUGGGAUGAGCUUCAGCACGCUUGGACUGAGUGGAGGAGGAACACAGGCAGGAGAAUCAGAGACCUGUAUGAACAACUGGUGGAUUUAACUAAUCAAGCUGCUAGGCUUAACAAUUUUACUGACGCCUCAGCAUAUUGGAUGUUUCCAUAUGAAAAUCAGAAUAUGAGACAAGAAGUUGAUGAUGUUUGGCAACAGGUGAAACCGUUGUACGACUUACUCCACGCGUACGUACGUCGUCGUCUGCGUGAGUCGUACGGCCCAGAGCGUAUCUCCCGCUCCGCACCCCUUCCUGCACACGUUCUUGGUGAUAUGUGGGGACAGAGCUGGUCGGGCAUCGCACCCUUCACCCUGCCAUAUCCUGGGAAGAAGCUCGUUGAUGUUACACCAGAGAUGAUUCAACAAGGUUACACACCAUUGACAAUUUUCCAAUUAGCAGAAGAGUUCUUUGUAUCUAUGAAUAUGUCGGCGAUGCCUCCAGACUUCUGGGCCCUCAGUGUGUUUGAGCAGCCCGCGGAUAGACACAUACAUUGUCAACCAUCCGCUUGGGACUUUUGCAAUGGACAUGACUUCCGCAUCAAAAUGUGCACGCACCCCGACAUGAAGGACUUGAUCACAGCUCAUCAUGAGAUGGCGCAUAUAGAAUACUUCCUGGCUUACAGAAACCAACCUAAGGUGUUCCGUGAUGGCGCCAAUCCAGGUCAGUUAUUAAUUUACAAUACACAG